Babjeviella inositovora NRRL Y-12698 is the source of this 553-nucleotide messenger RNA. RefSeq lists its product as uncharacterized. The record is from RefSeq and is a predicted model, not a curated record. Lineage: Eukaryota; Fungi; Ascomycota; Pichiomycetes; Serinales. The transcript has 2 exons. The coding region runs from base 217 to 405 and encodes 62 amino acids.
CAUUACUUUGUAACAUCCUAUUCUCCCUUUUGACUUUUUGUUCAUUCUAAGACGUUGACAAUUCCAGACUCCGAAGGUAAGCCAAAGCUCUCAGAUUUCUGCCAAAUCUAAGCUAAUUAGCACUUACCAAGCCGUCUUACUUUUACUCCUCACGCUUUCCGUAGCUGUUUUUCGCCUUCCACCCUCGCCCGAUAUCCCACUCACCAAUAAGUCAAUAUGAGUACGACAGAUUGGAAAGAAAUCUAUUUAGCUAGGUUACAAACGGCAACAGACCGGCAGUGCGUGGGCUCUGCCGUCUACCAAGCAUGUAAGUACGUCGGCCUUUCUCUCAGAAGUGUACUAACAGGGCAGGCGAGAUCAUUAGUAGCCGCCAAAUAUCCAGCGAACAGAAGUAUCGCGACUUGAAGCAAUCCGAUGUAUACUUACACUUACAGGAGAAGACUGAUAUGGUGGCCAGCCUUACAGAGAAAAUGCGCCAUCUAGGUGGCUCUCUCAGUGCGGAACAGUCAAAGACCACCCAGCAAGAAGACCAUAUUCGAGCGUUGGAAUUCAG